AUGCCUUCCGGAACAUGCCUCUGCGGGGAUAUUGCCGUUGAGUAUACCGGUGAGCCGGCCGUCACAGCUUUAUGUCACUGUGUCGACUGCCAAAAGUGGACCGGUGCAGCUUUUACAUCCAACAUUGUCGUACCGCGCACAAACUUCCGAGUCCUCCGAGGAAAUCCAAAAGCAUUCGACGCAAUCGGGGCUUCCGGAAAGAUCAACAAGCAUUUCUUUUGCCCACGGUGCGGCAGCAACCUCUACUGCGAGCUCGAGAUUAUGGAGGAGAUGACGGUUGUUAAGAGCGGUAUCCUCGAUGGUGGCGCUUCGAAUCACGAGAUAUCGGUGGAGUUCUACAACAGAGACCGAUUGGGUUAUACAGUUCCGGUGUCAAGCGCAGCGCAGAAGCCCGAAUUCUCAUAG
Molecule: messenger RNA, 405 nt
Organism: Lasiodiplodia theobromae
Lineage: Eukaryota; Fungi; Ascomycota; Dothideomycetes; Botryosphaeriales; Botryosphaeriaceae
Exons: 2
Coding region: 1-405 (134 amino acids)
Molecular function (GO): carbon-sulfur lyase activity
Source: RefSeq, a predicted model, not a curated record